GCAGGUGCGUAAAGGAACAUUACGGCACUGGAUUUCUUGGAAACAUGAAGCUGGAGGUUCUCUGCGGAGGUCACUGUAACCUCAAAACGGACGAGGAGCUGGGGUCAGAUGGAGACAGGGCAGCCCGAAGCCCAUCACCUGUCAAUCCAGUCUCCAGCAGUGCGCCCAAGCCUUACGCACGGAGAGGCAAACCGCCCUUCUCCUACAUCGCGCUCAUCGCUAUGGCCAUACGCGACUCCUCGAGCGGCCGGCUCACGUUAGCGGAGAUUAACGAUUACCUGAUGGACAAGUUCCCCUUCUUCAGAGGCAGCUACACUGGAUGGAAGAACUCGGUGAGGCAUAAUCUGUCCCUGAACGACUGCUUCGUCAAAGUGCUCCGUGACCCGUCACGGCCGUGGGGGAAGGACAAUUACUGGAUGCUGAACCCUCACAGCGAGUACACGUUCGCAGACGGUGUGUUCAGACGCAGAAGAAAACGUCUCAAUAAAGGCAGACUUGUGGAUGAAGACUUUUCCGGACACGUAAUGAAGUCUGAGCCUCGGGUAAAGUUCUCCAGCUCUUUCACAAUAGACAGCAUCCUCAGCACCCCCUUCAGAGGAGACACACGUUCAGUAGAAACAGUGGUCCAUCCUUCCGUCCACUGGCGUCAUACUGGACACAUUACGCAUCACAUGAACUUACCUGGCGCAUUAUCUUACGUCACUGACGUGGGUCAUGUGACACAUCAUUCAAAAACAGAGACGCUGCGACUCUUUUGAGCAGGACUGUCAAACACUGAAAACUGUAUUGUCGUUGGUUUGGACUUACAGGCCCGUGAGCCGCAAAUGUUACACAUGCUGGUAUUUCACAAUGUUUUCACAAACUUUGUUAUUGUAAUUGUUAA
This is a messenger RNA of Boleophthalmus pectinirostris (great blue-spotted mudskipper), 883 nucleotides long. It is a transcript of the gene foxq1a, whose product is annotated as forkhead box Q1a. The record is from RefSeq and is a predicted model, not a curated record. Gene Ontology annotation, biological process: regulation of transcription by RNA polymerase II; anatomical structure morphogenesis; cell differentiation. The transcript has a single exon. The coding region runs from base 45 to 758 and encodes 237 amino acids. Lineage: Eukaryota; Metazoa; Chordata; Actinopteri; Gobiiformes; Gobiidae. Gene Ontology annotation, molecular function: RNA polymerase II cis-regulatory region sequence-specific DNA binding; DNA-binding transcription factor activity, RNA polymerase II-specific.